Messenger RNA from Dromiciops gliroides (monito del monte), 1850 nucleotides. It is a transcript of the gene NAAA, whose product is annotated as N-acylethanolamine acid amidase. Gene Ontology annotation, molecular function: fatty acid amide hydrolase activity. The coding region runs from base 30 to 1148 and encodes 372 amino acids. Gene Ontology annotation, cellular component: lysosome. NCBI's taxonomy places the organism in Eukaryota, Metazoa, Chordata, Mammalia, Microbiotheria, Microbiotheriidae. The transcript has 12 exons. Gene Ontology annotation, biological process: fatty acid metabolic process. The record is from RefSeq and is a predicted model, not a curated record.
CGGGCUGAGUGAUCCCUACGGCCUUGACCAUGAGCGGGGCCGCUGCGUGGGGCUCGCGGGCUGGGGCGCUCUCGGGCUGGAGGACGGCCCGGGGACUCCCUGUCUUCCUGGGGCUGCUGCUGCUGCUGCGGGCGGGGAGCCCGGCCAGCCCCGGCAGCCCCGCCACGGGGCAGGCUCCUCCCCGCUUUAACGUGAGCCUGGACGAGGCGGCCACCCAGCGCUGGCUGCCCGUGCUGCGGCACUUCGACCCAGGCUUCCUCCGGGCAGCCUUAGCCACCGUCAUCCGGGAAACUGUCCCCAGCUGGGUUCAUGAGGCUCUCAAACCACUGACUGCAAAGAUGGACAAAUUCCUGCCUCAGCCCUUUGAAGGCGAGAUUAGGGGAAUAUGUGACGUACUGAACAUAACCGUUGGAGAUGGUAUUCUCAUCAACCUUGCCUAUGAGUUUAGUGCAUUCUGCACCAGCAUCAUCGCCCAAGAUACCAGUGGCAACAUUUACCAUGGUCGGAACUUGGAUUAUGCAUUUGGAAAUCUUUUGAGAAAGUUGACAAUAGAUGUGCAGUACAAAAAGAAUGGGCAGAUUGCAUACACAGGGACAACGUUCGUUGGCUAUAUCGGUUUAUGGACUGGACAAAGUCCCAAAAAGUUUACAAUUUCUGGUGAUGAACGAGCCAAAGGUUUUUGGUGGGAGAAUGCGGUGGCAGCUCUUCUCAGAAAAUAUUGUCCCGUGAGCUGGCUUCUCAGGAAUACCUUGGAAGAAGCUGAGAAUUUUGAAGCUGCUGUGAUCAAGCUGGCCAAAACACCCAUCGUUGCAGAUGUUUACUAUAUCGUUGGAGGUGUGUCCCCCAAGGAAGGGGUGGUCAUCACCAGAAAUAGAGGUGGUGUUGUAGACAUCUGGCCUCUUGAUCCUACAAAUGGAGAGUGGUUCCGGGUUGAGACGAAUUAUGAUCACUGGAAACCAACUCCCCCAUGGGAUGACCGAAGAACACCUGCUAUCAAGGCCCUUAACACAACUGGACAGGAAAAUAUCAACUUGGAUACACUUUUUAAGGUUUUGUCAGUGUUUCCAGUUCUGAACAAUUUAACAAUUUACACAACAGUAAUGAGUGCCGCAAACCCAGACAAAUACAUGACUCGGAUCAGAAACUGAGGGCAAAAGACGUAAAAAGAAAAAGUUGACUUCUCAUAUGCUGCACUUAAAAAAAACCCAAGUGAAUGUGUUAUAAUCUUUUGUGAAGAUACCCACGUUAUGCUGCUCUGCCACAUCCAAAGAGGAUCCUAUAAAACCAGUUUUAGUAAAGAGGACAAUGAUAGCUGCUGCCCAAAGGGGUUAUAUUUUUCAAAUUCAUUCAAAAAUAAUAUUCAGAAUUUCUCCUGAUUCUAUUUAUCCCAAUUUAAAGAUCCCCAAAAGACAGGGAGUGGAUGCUGUGGGCUCUUGUCUGUCCAAGAAUCCAUCCUGUUAAUAAAUACAUAGAUGUCCACCUCUCCAUGCCCCAGGCUAUCCACCUGUUAAGUGAACUGGUGAAAGUGAAUGAAUUAUUGUAAAGUGUUUGAGGAAGAAAUAGAAUUCCAACAGAUGCAAACAUUGAGCCUGUAUGAUGCCUUCCAUUUUGGAUAGCAAAAGCAUGAUCUUUUAUUAUAUUAUUCUAUGCAACUGAUAUUUCUGAUCUUUUAUGAAGUUUCUGCUUAAAUUUCUGCUACACUUGAAUCAGUUAAAAAAACACAACUAUUUUCUUAUUGCUUCUAAAUAGUAACCAACCCUUCCAGCCAUUGCUAUGAUUGUGCUGGGUUAGGCAACAAAUUGAAAAAUAAUUUUGAACAAAUGAAUAAAAGUUUUAUAAAGUUACUGUAA